UCUCAUCUCACCGCCUAAAAAACCUUCUUCGUUCUCCCAAAGUACCUUUUUCUCUUCGACGUCAGUCGCUUCAAAGCAUUCAUUUUUAUUUUCAGGCGGGAAAAUGUCGGGUAAAGGAGCGAAAGGGUUGAUUACGGCUGGCAAAUCCACCAAGGAUAAAGACAAGGACAAGAAGAAACCCACCUCUCGCUCUUCUCGAGCCGGUCUCCAGUUCCCUGUAGGCCGAGUCCACCGGUUGCUGAAGACAAGGGCUCAAGCAAAUGGAAGGGUUGGAGCAACAGCUGCUGUGUACACAGCUGCCAUACUGGAGUACCUUACUGCAGAAGUGCUAGAACUGGCCGGUAAUGCAAGCAAGGACCUGAAGGUUAAGCGUAUUACACCUAGGCAUCUGCAGCUUGCCAUCCGGGGAGAUGAAGAACUCGACACCCUAAUCAAAGGAACCAUUGCAGGCGGAGGUGUUAUCCCGCACAUUCACAAAUCACUUAUCAACAAAUCUUCGAAGGAGUAGUUUAUGUAAUUGAUCUCUGUUAGUUUUCGAAUUGGUUUGGACCAGGAAACCUCAAUAAUAAAAAAUGUUUGCUCGUCUUUUUGUCUUAGUU
Messenger RNA from Hibiscus syriacus, 599 nucleotides. Its product is annotated as probable histone H2A variant 3. Gene Ontology annotation, cellular component: nucleosome. Gene Ontology annotation, molecular function: protein heterodimerization activity; structural constituent of chromatin; DNA binding. The record is from RefSeq and is a predicted model, not a curated record. The transcript is spliced from 2 exons. Lineage: Eukaryota; Viridiplantae; Streptophyta; Magnoliopsida; Malvales; Malvaceae. The coding region runs from base 104 to 508 and encodes 134 amino acids.